Messenger RNA from Paramuricea clavata, 369 nucleotides. NCBI's taxonomy places the organism in Eukaryota, Metazoa, Cnidaria, Anthozoa, Malacalcyonacea, Plexauridae. The record is from the annotation of a GenBank genome assembly.
AUGGAUUACCGAUCUUUGCUACAGUUGGCCAUGAUGGUUAUCAAUGGCUGUAGUUUGAUUGCAUUUCUAACGUUGGUAAAACAAAGUGAUGGAGCAUCUAAGUCCUCUUUGUUCAAAUUGUACAAAGACCGUUAUCUUGCAAAUCAUGUGAUCAAAAGCAUUCGUGCAAUGUCACAAGUCGAAUGCUCGAUGAUGUGCUCCAGUGAAGAGGAAUGUGAAUCUUGGAAUAUGUAUGAGGCUGUGCCUGGUCGUAAUUGUGAACUGAAUAAUGCCACUGUGGAAACCGAAUCUGCAAAUGAUGUACUGCAGAAAAGAAACGGAGCUACAUUCGGUCAUCGGAUCCCACUUCCUAGAACGAAAAAUAAAAAG